AAACCAUCUUCUUUUAAAACAUUAAGAAAUUCCAAUAUAAUGUACAACUUAAUGAUUUGAUGCACAAAGGAAUAGGACUGAAUACGAGUUGUCCAAUUGCUGCAUUUGGAUACUUGUACCACUUAAUCACCUUCUUAAGCCUAUAGCUACAGGGAGGUCUUCAGCAACAGUCAAAACUACAACUACUUAAUGAAAUUCUUUCAUCGUUCUUUCCUUUAACUAUUAUUUUCAAAACCCCAUCUCAAAACUUUCUUUCGAGACCCAUUUUGGCUUUCAUCAUCACCAAUUAAUCUCUCUUCAUAUAUUGAUAUCGAAAUGAAGUUCUUUAAUUGGAUGCAAAGUAAACUCAAUGGUGGGCAAGAGCAUAAGAAGUCGCAUACAGUCACCUCUACUACUCUUCACGUGAAACAAGACUCUCAGAAAGAAGAAUUCAACGAUUGGCCUCAUGGGUUGCUGGCAAUAGGAACGUUUGGAAACAAUGAUAUACCAACUGAAAAUGAAGAAAUCGAAGAUAAUACAGAAGUUACAGCAUCAUCGUCUCCAGAUCUAUCUGACUUCACACCUGAAGAAAUCGGAAAACUACAGAAGGAGUUAACAAAGCUUUUGUCGAAGAAACCUGCUGCUAAUAAACAAGGAGAAAUCAGUGCUGAUCUUCCAUUGGAUAGAUUUCUUAAUUGUCCAUCAAGCUUAGAAGUUGAUCGUAGGCUUUCAACCACAGUUAUCACUAAUCAAGACGAUAAAGAGGAAGAUAUUGAUCGCACAAUUAGAGUAAUUCUUGGUAGGUGCAAAGAUAUUUGCAUGGAAAACAGUAAGAAAGCAAUCGGGAAAAAACACAAAUCAAUUUCUUUUCUCUUGAAGAAAAUGUUUGUAUGCAGCAGCGGUUUGCCUCCAAUGCCUAGCUUGCAAGAUCGACUUCCAGAAUCAAGAAUGGAGAGGUUAUUAAGAGCAAUGCUUAAAAAUAAGAUCAAUCCUCAGAACUCUUCACGAGCAUCAUCCACAAGGAAACUUAUCGAAAACAGACAAUCACCGAGGAAGGGGAAAGGAAAAGCAAUAGAAAAACAGGAGGAUGACGCAAAUGAUGGCUCGAAAUGGGUGAAAACUGAUUCCGAAUAUAUUGUGUUAGAGAUAUGAAUAUGAACAACACCAUUACUGGAUAUCUACUGAAUCGUAUAUUAUUUAACACUUUAUAUAAGAGUGAUUGGGCUCUUGCGCAAUAGUUGCCAUCUGAUCAGGAGCAAAGGAUAGAGGGACAUAUACUUGAAGCCUUCUACUUUUUGUGCUUGGAAUCAUGUCUAUGGGUUUAAUACUUUGUUAUGUUAUAUUGUGGAGCAUUCUUGAAGUUCAUAUAUGCUAUCUUAUGAAUUCAAAGGCUAGACAUUGAAAUU
Messenger RNA from Lactuca sativa (garden lettuce), 1385 nucleotides. RefSeq names its product protein NEGATIVE GRAVITROPIC RESPONSE OF ROOTS. Gene Ontology annotation, biological process: gravitropism; regulation of growth. NCBI's taxonomy places the organism in Eukaryota, Viridiplantae, Streptophyta, Magnoliopsida, Asterales, Asteraceae. The record is from RefSeq and is a predicted model, not a curated record.